CUCUUCUUCCUCCUUUUCUCCUACAUUUCUCUUAUCUCUUCUUUCAUUUCCUUUCACUUAUCUUCCUCUUCUUUUUCUACUUUUCUAUCCUCUCUUCUUCCCUUUUCCUUUCACUUCCCUUUCCUUCUAUAUUUUCUAAUUACUAAUUUCUUUUGAUUUAUUUUAAUUUUUCUUUUUCUAAUGUUUUUUCAGUUUUCUUCUAUUGAUGCUAUUCAUUUAUUUUUGUAGGAUUUAAUUUAUCAAAAAUUGGGGCAUCAAUUUGAAGGUCUACAAUUCAUGACAUGCAAUGGCCUUUUUACCCAAUAGGUAUGGUUGUUGGGGAAUUUGCUACUCCUGUGGAACAUGGUUUGCGGUGGAAGGGCUGGCUGCCUGUGGUAGAACUUAUUGCAACAAUCCUGCCAUGCGUAAAGCUUGUGAAUUUUUAUUAUCAAAGCAGCUACCAAAUGGGGGAUGGGGAGGGAGAGAGUUACCUUUCCAGCCAAUUAAAACAAGGUAUGGUCUUGGAAAACCUUUGCCACAAGAUCUCCUAGAGAAGAAAAAAGUGCAUACAAACCUGGAAGGCCGCAGUGCAAACUUGGUUCAAACAACCUGGGCUUUGUUAUCACUCAUUGAUUCAGGACAGGCUGAAGUAGUUCCGACCCCCGUUCAUCGUGGUAUAAAGGUUCUAAUAAAUUUACAAAUGGAAGAUGGUGACUUCCCUCAACAGUAAAUUACAGGAGUGUUUAUGAGGAAUUGUGCACUAAACUACCCAUCUUACCGGAACAUAAUUCCCAUAUGGGCGCUUGGAGAUUAUCGCCGCCAUGUUAUAGUUGCAUAACUCUCUGAUUCCUAAGAGAAGGGAUGCACCAUAUAUGCAGGAGAAUACCAAUGUGAUGAGAGUAAACUGUCUACAGAGUGUCUCUUUCAUCUGCUAAUUAAAGAAUAAAUAUGUAUCUACAUG
Messenger RNA from Rubroshorea leprosula, 940 nucleotides. NCBI's taxonomy places the organism in Eukaryota, Viridiplantae, Streptophyta, Magnoliopsida, Malvales, Dipterocarpaceae. The record is from the annotation of a GenBank genome assembly.